GAAAAGACAACAAGACUCAUUUUGCUCGCGGGUGUGCGAGUCCUCUAGCGUGACAUACACUUGAUUAUACGUUUAACGAUAAUUUUAAAUUAAAAAGAAAUGCAUAUUGGGACAGAGGAUUCAUCAGAAAGUGAGCUGCAGGAAAACACAGAGGGGGAUGUGGACCCUCUUAAACAUGAAUCAGAACCCCCAAGAGGAAGUGAGGAUCUUGACGGAGAUGUUGAAGACAUCAAAAAUGAUCCCAUGCGCCUCCUGAAAGAGCUGGAGAAGGAGAACGCCCGACUGAGCCGGCGCAACAUGGAGCUCCAGGCACAGAUGGCCUUCCACAUGAGGGGCACGACGCCCCAUGAACAAGACCCUGAGCCGGACAUGAAGGAGUACCAAGAGUGCCUUGAGCACCUGGUGGAGCUGAGGCGGCAGAGGGUUUCCCAGAUGGAGAAAGCACAGCGGCAAGAAGAAGAGUUGAGGCUAAUAAACCAAGAGAUGCUCAACCGGGUGGAGGAUGAAUGGCAAUAUCUGUUGACUUGGAAGAAGAAGGUGGCCGUCUCGCUGCUAAGAGGCCAUUUGUCUCCAGAAGCGGCGCGGGCCAAGGUGGACGCCGCGCUGGGGUCCGAGCAGCGACAUCGCCAAGAGCUGAGGAAGCUGCGUCUGGUCCACGCUGGGAUGGAGAGCAGGGUGAUCCGUUUGGAGGCGGAGCUCGGCGAGGAGGAGCAGGAGGAGGGGCGGGACCUCCUGCUACGGCAGUUGAAGCAGCUGGUGGCCCAAAGGACGCUGGAGAGGAAAGCGAACGAGCGGAGGAGUCAAGAGGCCUCCAAGAUCCGGAAGAAUAUAAAGCGCACAUUGGAGUUGCUGUCAAACAUAAAGGAGAAGCUACACUGGAGUCACACGGAGGCGCAGGCCAAACGGGAGCAGCUCACCCGGCUGGAGGCCACGCUGACCUCCAGGAGGGACCUGCUGACCCGGACCAAGCGGGCUGGCGGCAGCCUGCGGAGGGACAACGCGGAGCUGAAGCGGACGCGGGGACUACUGGGGAACACGCUCCUCUUGUGGGACUUUGGGGUCACUGUGGGGGCUUCCCAACGACUGCAGGACAAACUGGAGGAGCUCAAAGGUCGACGAGAAGAAAUUGCGUCAUUGUAGUUGAUUCCGUUUUAAGCAGGGGUUCAUUUACAGUGGUGCGUUGAGAUGCAAGUUGGAUUCAUUCCGU
Messenger RNA from Hippocampus zosterae (dwarf seahorse), 1207 nucleotides. RefSeq names its product coiled-coil domain containing 96 (gene cfap184). The transcript has 3 exons. Lineage: Eukaryota; Metazoa; Chordata; Actinopteri; Syngnathiformes; Syngnathidae. Gene Ontology annotation, biological process: cilium assembly. Gene Ontology annotation, cellular component: axoneme; ciliary basal body. Bases 100 to 1140 code for a protein of 346 amino acids. The record is from RefSeq and is a predicted model, not a curated record.